This is a messenger RNA of Puccinia graminis f. sp. tritici CRL 75-36-700-3, 1890 nucleotides long. RefSeq lists its product as uncharacterized. The transcript has 12 exons. Lineage: Eukaryota; Fungi; Basidiomycota; Pucciniomycetes; Pucciniales; Pucciniaceae. The coding region runs from base 104 to 1471 and encodes 455 amino acids. The record is from RefSeq and is a predicted model, not a curated record.
CACCGAGUUCAUCUUAAAUUGACCACCUACUUCCCUCCCAACCCCUACCCCAGCAUUCCCCUUAGGUAACCUUAGAGAACAUGCAACAUCUUGUUACAAGGACAUGAUUAAUAAGACUGGUCUUGGAUUAGCUAUUGUGAUACUAUCCUACCUACUAGGUUCAACGAUUGGCAGGCCACUUCUUAGUUUGCUACCCAAUGCUUCUUUAAAUCAAACAGCAAGUCUUAAUGUUCAGCAUUCUCUCUCAUCUCCUUCAGGUACCAACAAUACAACACAGAAUGACACAGCAACUCACAAUGACUGCCUCAAGAGAAGAUUGUCACCAGAGCUCUGGACGGACUUGAAAAUGAAUGAAUACUUGGAAACCUAUCCACAUGGGGAAAUCUUGUCACUCAAGCAAUACGCGAAUCGAGUCGGGGCCAAUAAUUUUAACUUGGAAAUCGGUAGUGUGUGUAGAGUCGACCAGCUUUGCAAUGGCGUCAGUGGUAAAGAUUGGUAUGCUCUAGUCGCUGCUCAGCGUUGGAGUACUCGAAUGAACCAAGCUUUUGAUGCCGUGGCCUUUGCCUCUACAAUAGCAAUGGAGAUAAGCCAAGCAAUGACCUUCGACUUUGUCCCCCCGCCAACACACGCCUUGCAAUAUGCUUCAACUACCAUCUCAGCAAUCUUUUGGGUAAUACUGGCCAUGCCGGGAGUCUGGUUUGGGCCAAUUGGGAAGUACUAUUAUCGGGCUGUCCUCAGUGUCUUCUACGCUACUACUGCAAUUAUUCGUCCAAUGUUAAAUCUCAAGUAUCCGGUCGCCUCGCACGCCUUCACCCAAUGGAGUGACGUUGGCCUAUUAUUGACCGAAGUAAAGAAAAAUGUUCAGGGGGCGUUAGUAAACAUGACAACGGAAGUCAACACUUCAGGGAUCAGCACGCCAACGGGCCUCCGAGGAUUGAAUCUUGAUGGGCAGCUUUUCUCUCAAGCGACAGACGGAGCCGAAAGCAAGAUGCAAGAACAGUUCGAUCAAGCUUAUAAGCUCCAAACUUUAAGUCACUUGUGGAACUUGCAAAAUGUCUUCAUUACACGAGGAAGUGACCCAUGUAACGGAAACGGCGAAAAUGGAUCAUGGAGCGACAGAGGUUAUUUAUCUUACUGUACACCUGAUGGAGUAAUGAUGAACAUUGUACGCGCGAAAGGAAAUAAAGUCAGAACGAAGUUAUUCGGAGGGGAAAAGGCAUUGACUAAGCAUGGCUUAACAAUCGAGCUACUGACGACAACAGCUUGGGAAUGCCAGAAAAAAGUGGGACGUGUAGUGGGCCCUACAGCCUGGCAAAAUGCUACGGAACCGGAUGUGAGUCCACUAUUCAGCCAACAGUGCAUGUUCACGCUCCCAAUUUGCGAUUUGACCAGAGAAGAUAUCAGGAAAGCGCGCGAUGAAGGAGCUGGGACAGUACGAGCUUGUCGGAAAUUUGGGAAUGUCCCGAUCUGAGGAAGCUCACAUUGAUCAUAUAGAAGAAUAAGCCGUUGCACCUUGGUCAACACUUCUGGAGUGUAAAACUAUAAUAUAACUUAUAAGACUUUAUCGUUCGUCAUAUUAAUAGAUGCAACCUUUUGGGAAAACAGACACACUUAGUACAUUGAAUUAUCAGAUUUCCUUCCCUUUCAUAAAUGUAUAUCAAACCCCAGUUGGUUUCAUUGUUGUCCAAUUUAUAACUUUCCUAUAGAGAUUGGAAAGACCACUGAAAUCAUGUGAAACUUUCUUGAUUUGUAAUUCCUAAAAAAAUGUACUUGACAAAAGAGUUGUAACUACUAACUAUAGAUACAAAUUAAUUUCCCUCUCUCCAAAUAAUUGAGUAAGGCAUGAUUCACAAAAUAGUAAGAGACACAUAAUCCUGAGGGGCAAGAAAG